Molecule: messenger RNA, 6359 nt
Organism: Morus notabilis
Lineage: Eukaryota; Viridiplantae; Streptophyta; Magnoliopsida; Rosales; Moraceae
Product: endoribonuclease Dicer homolog 1
Exons: 21
Coding region: 147-6038 (1963 amino acids)
Biological process (GO): siRNA processing
Cellular component (GO): cytoplasm; nucleus
Molecular function (GO): ATP binding; RNA binding; DNA binding
Source: RefSeq, a predicted model, not a curated record
AUGGUGAAUUAUAUACUGAUUUUGUUCCAAAGUAUUUCUAGGUUUUGAUCUUUCGAUUUUGUUCAUCCAUUGAAGAAUUUCAGCUUUUUUCAAGUGUUUGAUAUAUAUAUAUAUAUACGUGAAAUUUAGCUUAUUGUAGUGAAACCAUGGACGGGGAAUCAAAGGUUCAGGGGGAUCCUAUCUCCGCACGAACGCCGGCGACGGAGGAAGUCCGGCCGUCGUAUUGGCUGGACGCCUGCGAGGACAUAUCGUGCGACCUAAUCGGCGAAUUGGUGGAUUUUGGCGACGCUUCGGUUUUGCCGGAUUCCUUGGGUGGCGACCGCCAUGGGAGCAAUUGCAACCAGGAAGAGGACGGCCUCGUCGGCGAUUUCUUCGGCGGAAUCGAUCACAUUCUUGACAGCUUCAAGAACGGUGACGGCCUCCCUCCGCUCCCCCCGGAGUUCAACGGCAACGGUUGCAGCCUCGGAGGAAGCUUCUACGUGAACGGAGCGUCGGAGGAGAUGAUGCGGGUCGAUUCUUCGAGUUCCCAGUCCAACGGAACCUUCCAGAACAGUCUUCAAAACGGCGACGUUCGACACGCGAGCAAGCCCGCUAAUGGCAGCGGGGAGCGGAGUCCCGCCCCUUGCCGCGAGAACGGCGAAAAUGGAGUUCGGAAGCUUGAGAAUGGUGAUGACAGGAGCAGCAAGACGGCUCGAUUCGGCAAUGGGAAGAGUGAGAGGCAUGGGUCGGGCAGGGGACAGUAUCACGGCCGGGAGAGGUGUGCUGGCCGGAAGAGAGCGCGGGAUUGGGACGAGAUUGAACGGAGAGAUAGAGAUUAUGUUAGGAGGAAAGAACAUUACAGUAGCAAUAGGAGGGACGGCAGAGAAAGGGACUUGAGAGAUAGGGGGCCAAAGGGCUACUGGGAGAGGGAUAAAUCGGGUUCCAAUGAGAUGGUUUUUCGCAUUGGUGCCUACGAAGCUGACCGCAACAGAGAGGCGAAGCCGGGCAAUGACAGAAAUGAGGAAUGUAAUGGGAAAGAAGAGAAUAAAUCUGAAGAGAUUAAAGAGAAACUACCCGAGGAACAAGCGCGACAAUACCAAUUGGAUGUUCUUGAAGAGGCUAAGAAGAAAAACACUAUAGCUUUCCUCGAGACGGGGGCGGGGAAGACGUUGAUAGCUGUUCUCCUAAUCAAAAGCCUUAGCAAUGAUUUGCAAAUGCAGAACAGGAAAAUGCUCGCUGUGUUUCUAGUUCCUAAAGUUCCGCUUGUUUAUCAGCAAGCUGAAGCUAUUCGUGAGAGAACCGGUUACCAAGUUGGUCAUUACUGCGGUGAAAUGGGUCAGGAUUUCUGGGAUGCUCGAAGAUGGCAGCGAGAGUUUGAAACAAAACAGGUUCUAGUAAUGACUGCUCAAAUUCUCUUGAACAUCCUGAGACACAGCAUAAUAAAAAUGGAAGCAAUCAAUCUUUUGAUUCUGGACGAGUGCCAUCAUGCCGUGAAGAAACAUCCAUAUUCUUUGGUGAUGUCCGAGUUCUAUCAUACAACACCCAAGGAGAAGAGACCAUCUGUGUUUGGGAUGACUGCUUCCCCUGUAAAUUUAAAAGGUGUCUCCAGCCAGGUAGAUUGUGCAAUCAAGAUACGUAAUCUUGAAAGUAAAUUAGAUUCCACAGUUUGUACCAUUAAAGAUCGUAGAGAGCUAGAAAAAUAUGUCCCGAUGCCCUCUGAAACGGUGGUGGAGUACGACAAAGCAGCCACUUUGUGGUCCCUUCAUGAGCAGAUAAAACAAAUAGAAGUAGAAGUUGAAGAAGCUGCAAAAUCAAGCUCCAGAAGAAGUAAAUGGCAAUUUAUGGGAGCCAGAGAUGCUGGAGCCAAGGAAGAACUGCGCCAAGUUUAUGGUGUUUCAGAAAGAACAGAAAGUGAUGGGGCUGUAAAUUUAGUUCAAAAGUUGAGGGCUGUAAAUUAUGCACUUGGUGAACUGGGUCAGUGGUGUGCUUACAAGGUUGCACAAUCUUUCCUGGCAGCUUUACAAAAUGACGAGAGGGCUAACUACCAGCUUGAUGUUAAGUUUCAAGAGUCCUACCUGAGCAAGGUUGUCUCUCUUUUACAAUGCCAUUUGUCAGAGGGAGCUGUCUCUGACAAGGAGAAAGUCUCGGAUUCAGAGAGUGAAGUCCCUUAUGAUGGCACUGAUUCUAACGAGAUUGAGGAGGGCGAGCUUCCUGACAGUCAUGUCGUCUCGGGUGGUGAGCAUGUGGAUGUGAUUAUAGGAGCUGCUGUAGCUGAUGGAAAAGUGACACCAAAAGUGCAGUCUCUAGUUAAGAUACUUCUUACGUAUCAGCACACAGAAGAUUUUCGUGCAAUCAUCUUUGUGGAGCGUGUUGUGUCUGCUUUGGUUCUUCCAAAGGUUUUUGCAGAACUUCCAUCUCUAAGCUUCAUUAGGUGUGCUAGCUUGAUUGGUCAUAACAAUAGUCAGGAAAUGCGAACUUGCCAAAUGCAGGACACAAUAGCCAAAUUCCGGGACGGUCGUGUCACAUUGUUAGUUGCUACUAGUGUUGCUGAGGAAGGUCUUGAUAUUCGGCAAUGUAAUGUAGUGAUUCGCUUUGAUCUUGCAAAAACUGUACUGGCUUAUAUUCAGUCUAGGGGCCGUGCUAGAAAGCCGGGAUCCGACUAUAUCUUGAUGGUUGAGAGGGGGAAUCUAUCACAUGAAGCAUUCUUAAGGAAUGCCAGGAAUAGUGAGGAAACCUUACGGAAAGAAGCAAUUGAGAGAACUGACCUGAGUCAUUUAAAGGAUACUUCGAGGCUAAUUUCAAUUGAUACAACACCUGGUACAAUGUACCAGGUGGAGUCAACUGGUGCUGUUGUGAGUUUAAAUUCUGCUGUUGGACUCGUCCAUUUUUACUGCUCUCAGCUGCCCAGUGACAGGUAUUCAAUACUUCGUCCCGAGUUUGUUAUGGUAAGGCAUGAGAAGCCUGGAGGUCCCACUGAAUAUUCAUGCAAGCUUCAACUUCCUUGUAAUGCCCCAUUUGAGACACUUGAGGGUCCUGUAUGCAGUUCAAUGCGCCUUGCACAACAGGCUGUUUGUUUGGCUGCUUGCAAGAAGCUGCAUGAGAUGGGAGCAUUUACUGACAUGCUUUUGCCAGACAAGGGAAGUGGAGAAGAAAGAGAGAAGAUUGACCAGAAUCAUGAAGAAGAUCCACUUUCUGGGACUGCUAGGCAUAGAGAGUUUUAUCCUGAAGGAGUAGCUGAUGUUCUUAAGGGAGAAUGGAUCUUAUCUGGAAGGGAUGUUUGCAACAACUCCAAAGUGCGUUUAUUUAUGUAUGAUGUGAAAUGUGUAAACAUAGGCUCUUCGAAAGAUCCGUUCUUGACUCAGGUUUCAGAUUUUGCAGUGCUUUUUGGCAAUGAGCUGGAUGCAGAGGUGUUAUCGAUGUCGAUGGAUCUAUUUAUCGCUCGAACCAUGACUACAAAGGCAUCGCUUGUCUUCAGGGGUUCGAUAGAUAUCACACAAAGUCAGUUGGCAUCCCUUAAGAGUUUUCAUGUAAGAAUGAUGAGCAUUGUGCUUGAUGUGGAUGUUGAACCUUCCACCACUCCCUGGGAUCCUGCAAAGGCAUAUUUGUUUGUCCCUGUGGUUAGCGAUAAGUCUGUAGAUCCUUUUGAAGAAAUUGAUUGGGAUCUGGUUGAGAAAAUAAUUGGUAUAGAUGCUUGGUGCAAUCCCCUUCAAAGAGCUCGACCAGAUGUUUACCUUGGCACAAAUGAGCGUACAUUAGGUGGAGAUAGAAGGGAGUAUGGGUUUGGGAAACUGCGUCAUGGCAUGGCUUUUGGGCAGAAGUCCCAUCCCACAUAUGGUAUUAGAGGAGCUGUUGCUCAAUUUGAUGUUGUGAAAGCGUUUGGAUUGGUUCCUAGUUGGGGUGCACUUGAAGUGCAGAAGCAUGUAGAUUUUCCCCAAGGCAAACUUAUAAUGGCUGAUACUUCUACCAGUGCAGAAGAGUUGGUUGGGAGAAUUGUAACAGCUGCUCACUCUGGGAAGAGGUUCUAUGUGGAUUCAAUAAGCUAUGGUAUGACUGCAGAGAACUCUUUCCCUAGGAAAGAAGGCUAUCUUGGCCCACUGGAGUACAGCUCAUAUGCUGAUUAUUACAAACAAAAGUAUGGAGUUGAGUUGACGUAUAAGCAACAACCUCUUAUAAGAGGACGAGGAGUCUCCUAUUGUAAGAACCUUCUUUGUCCUCGAUUUGAACAUGGAGAAGGUGGCUCUGACGAGAGUGUAGACAAAACAUACUUUGUUUUUCUCCCUCCUGAACUGUGUUUAGUGCACCCACUGCCUGGUUCACUGGUUCGUGGAGCUCAGAGAUUACCCUCGAUAAUGAGGAGAGUUGAAAGCAUGCUUCUUGCUAUUCAGCUUAAGCAUAUUAUAAACCAUCCCGUUCCUGCUUCAAAGAUCUUGGAAGCCUUGACAGCUUCUUCAUGCCAAGAGACAUUUUGUUAUGAAAGGGCGGAGCUUCUUGGUGAUGCUUACUUGAAAUGGGUUGUUAGUAGAUUUCUUUUUCUCAAAUAUCCCCAAAAACAUGAGGGUCAGCUUACUAGGAUGAGGCAACAAAAGGUGAGUAACAUGGUUUUAUAUCAGUAUGCUCUCGGAAAGGGACUUCAAUCCUAUAUCCAAGCAGAUAGCUUCGCCCCAUCCCGAUGGGCUGCACCUGGUGUGUUGCCCGUAUUUGAUGAGGAUACCAAAGAUGGAGAUUCAUCUUUAUUUGAUCAGGGGAGAUCAGUUACUGAGAAUCUACGGGAAAACGAUCAACCUUGUGAUGGAUAUGAAGAUGAUGAAAUGGAAGAUGGUGAGCUUGAGAGCGAUUCUAGUUCUUACAGAGUUCUGUCUAGCAAGACUCUUGCAGACGUUGUAGAAGCACUUAUUGGAGUCUAUUAUGUAGAAGGUGGGAAGAAAGCUGCUAACCAUCUAAUGAAAUGGAUUGGGAUUGAGGUAGAGUUCGAUCCUGAUGAGAUAGAGUGCACAAGAAGACCAUCCAACGUUCCAGAUAGUGUACUUAGGAGUGUCGACUUUGGUGCCUUAGAGGGGGCUUUGAACAUUAGAUUUGAAGACCGGGUUCUAUUGGUAGAAGCCAUUACUCAUGCUUCCCGGCCAUCUUCUGGAGUAUCCUGCUAUCAGCGCUUGGAAUUUGUUGGUGACGCAGUCUUAGAUCAUCUCAUCACCAAGCAUUUGUUCUUCUCAUACACGAAUCUGCCCCCAGGCCGAUUGACUGACCUGCGAGCUGCUGCUGUAAAUAAUGAAAACUUUGCUCGCGUAGCCGUAAGACAUAAUCUUCACGUGCACCUUCGCCACGGUUCAAGUGCCCUUGAAAAGCAGAUUCGGGAUUUCGUCAAGGAAGUUCAAUCUGAAUUGUCGAAGCCAGGUUUCAACUCCUUUGGCUUGGGAGAUUGCAAAGCUCCAAAAGUUCUUGGUGAUAUUGUUGAGUCUAUCGCUGGUGCUAUUUUCCUUGAUAGUGGACGUGAUAGUGCAGUUGUAUGGAAGGUGUUUGAACCUUUAUUACAACCAAUGGUUACUCCAGAGACGCUUCCAAUGCACCCUGUGCGUGAGUUACAAGAAAGAUGCCAGCAACAAGCAGAAGGUUUGGAAUACAAAGCCUCCCGAAAUGGCAAUGUAGCUACUGUCGAAGUCUUCAUUGACGGUGUCCAAAUGGGCAUCGCUCAGAAUCCACAAAAGAAGAUGGCACAGAAACUAGCAGCCAGGAAUGCACUUGCCGCUUUAAAAGAGAAGGAAACAGCCGAAGCAAAGGAAAAAGACGAUGAGAAUGGGAAGAAGAAGAAUGGUCCCCAAACAUUUACGCGGCAAACAUUAAAUGAUAUAUGCUUGCGUAGAAAUUGGCCCAUGCCAUUCUACCGGUGUGUGAAUGAGGGUGGCCCGGCACAUGCGAAAAGGUUUACUUUUGCCGUGCGAGUGAAUACAACGGACAGGGGAUGGACUGAUGAAUGUGUGGGAGAACCCAUGCCAAGCGUCAAGAAGGCCAAGGACUCUGCCGCAGUGCUUCUCUUGGACCUUUUGAAUAAGUUGUACUCGUGAUGAAACGAGUUCUGGUGUUCACAUCCAUACUUUUUACACUUGGAUGUCUCACCAUUGCUAUUUUGACGAUAGAAUUAAACCAAAAUGGCCAUCCUUAAAACGGAAAAAUAAUAAAAAGCUCCUAUAAGUUAGAAUAACAAGACACGUGAUCUAUUGUAUUGCAAUAUAUUGUAUCAAAGUUCCUGUUUGAACAAGUGCAACUUGUUUAACUCUUAAAUUCUAACCGUUACUAUGUUUAUACGACGGUCUCCAUUGAACCCCAUAACGAUAUUAUUUGUAUCCUGACUUUUCCCCCUUAUCUGCAAUACCCAGUUCUCCUAU